AUGGGAUCCAAUUAUGAGAGUUUGGUGGACAUGUGCUCUAGCUCCUUGAUGAAUCAAAUCAGAACUUUCAACGAAGAGCAGCUGAGGCUGUUGCUAGAUGAUAACCGACGGAUCGAUGGGAUGAUCGAACAGAUGCCGCAGGUAUUGAUAAUUUUCUGUUUUUAUAUUAGUUUAGAGUAUGCUCACGGAUAAAACUUUUUUUAGUUCUCCACACUAAGGUCAGAUAAGGAGACGCGACUCAUCAUGUGCAAAAGUAUGGCAGAGUCGAACCUGGCCAUGGAGCCAACUUUUAAUCAAUCUAGGGAGAAAUUGAAUCGGACGUUGAAUGAGGUUCGAGGGCUGAUUGCCGCAGUGAAAUCAAUAGAAGCUGAAGUUGGAGACGAUAGCGGACCUCAGAAUCUUGAAACCACUAGCGCUCUACUUCAAGCAGCAGCUCAGACAGUUGAGGAUGAAAGCGAAGUGAGUUUCUUUAUUUUUGGUUGGGUUUUAGGAUCAAAAACUUAAAAAUACAUGAAGGAUAAUGUAAAAUUUGAUGAGAAAAUGAGUACAUCUUGCGUUUUCAGCGAUUAUCUGACAAGUUGCUAGAUGGCGACAUAGAAGUGGACGAUUUUAUCAAGGAUUUCGAGAAGAAACGGAUCCGUUUUCAUCUGCGGAAGAUCAAAGCCGAGAAGUUGAUUGAGCUCUCGCGACAGCCAGUAUAUACCCCUCAAACCGCAGGAUCUCGACCGUACUCUCAACCAAUUUAUCCUCAUCCAGCCGCUGGAUAUCGGCAAUCCGGUGCUUUCAUGUACCCCACCCCAGCUUAUCGGAACUCUGGAUUCAUGUAA
Bursaphelenchus xylophilus (pine wood nematode) is the source of this 827-nucleotide messenger RNA. NCBI's taxonomy places the organism in Eukaryota, Metazoa, Nematoda, Chromadorea, Rhabditida, Aphelenchoididae. The record is from the annotation of a GenBank genome assembly.